Myxocyprinus asiaticus (Chinese sucker) is the source of this 1185-nucleotide messenger RNA. Its product is annotated as prostamide/prostaglandin F synthase. Bases 100 to 705 code for a protein of 201 amino acids. The record is from RefSeq and is a predicted model, not a curated record. NCBI's taxonomy places the organism in Eukaryota, Metazoa, Chordata, Actinopteri, Cypriniformes, Catostomidae. The transcript has 7 exons.
ACAGAAGCGCGUGUUUAUGGUUUGUGCUUGUGUAAAGUGUCUACUGAAGGAAGCAAGGACGAAUUUCUCACCUAAAGACGAAAAUUAAACACUUAAAAAAUGUCGUCCGUGGAUUUGACCAAGUUAGGAGCCAACAAGCUGAAAAACAGCACGACUGGAGAGAUGGUGGAAAUCGGUUCACUUUGGCGUGACCAGACAGUCAUUCUCUUCUUCCUGCGGAGGUUUGGUUGUCAGGUGUGCCGAUGGAUGGCAGCAGAGGUCAGUAAACUGGAAAAGGACCUGAAAGCUAACGGUGUCGCACUGAUCGGCAUCGGACCUGAAGAGAUGGGAGUGAAGGAGUUCAAGGAUGGGGGAUUCUUCAAGGGAGACAUCUACAUUGAUGAGAUGAAACAGUGCUACAAAGAUUUAGGCUUCAAAAGGUACAACGCCAUGAAUGUGGUACCAGCUGCUAUGGGGAAGAAAGUACGAGAAAUUGCCUCAAAGGCUAGCGCAGAAGGAAUUCAUGGCAACUUCAGCGGAGAUCUUCUGCAGAGCGGAGGCAUGCUUAUAGUCGCUAAAGGUGGAGAGAAGGUUCUGUUGCAUUUCGUGCAGAAAACACCAGCGGACAAUGCAUCUCUUGAUGACAUUGCUAAAGCUCUUGGGAUCUCAGCCAACGUCCAAGCUGGUGAAAAGCCACAGUGCAAUGAUGAAGUCUGCACAAGAUAAAGGAUUCUGUGUUCUUCAGGGGACGGCACUGAACAAGACCACAUUAUUCAUAGACUUUGGAUAACCAGGAGUCAAUGUAAUUUUUUUUCCCCCCCUAAUCACCCCCCAAUAUGUCAUACUAUAUGUCGAUAAUUUUUUGUGAAGUAGUAAUUAAGUUCUUGCAAUAGUUGUCUAACGAGGGCUUCUAUAAUUGAACACUAAUCCUGCUGCCUUGAUCCUCAAAUACUUCUGCUGUUUCUGGACUGAAAUGGUUUAAGCUGGUAAAAGUCAAUCAACCACAAAAACAGGUUUACAAGUUUUGUUUUUUGUCAUAUGCUUUGUAUUAGGUUUAGUAGGUACUCCUUUCUUAUUGAGAUUCUUUAAAAUUCUAUGUUUAUUAUGAUUUAUGAAAAUUUCCAAAAACACUGACCAAAUGUGAUGUUAAAUGAAGAAUGUGAAUAAAAAUGUUCAAGAUAUAUUAAAAUUCAAAGAUUUAUAUAA